AGCUAUGCCCUCUACACAUGGUGCUACCAGUCCAGAAGGGAGUUCUACACCACAUUCCACUGCAGACACUGCUUCACAGUCCACCUCCCCGUCAGGUCCAGUCACUGAAGUUCCUUUAAGUACGUCCUCCAGAGACGCAACUACCAGUUCAAGAGUUUUCACCAGCAGUCACUCGACACGCACUUCACAGAGAACGUCCUUUACAUCGAUGGCUGCUUCAACUGCAGGGACUUUGACAACAGCAGCCCCUUCUACAACCACCCUCACCCCAGCAACAACGAAAAAACUGUGCAGCGCGUCAGACUGCGAUUGCAACGGGGCUCCCUGUGUCUACAACGAAACAUCUGGACAAUGUCAGUGUAAAUGCCCUGAAUUUACAGACGGGAAAAACUGCCUUAAUGGGCAGAAUCACACCACUGUUGUUAUAGAUACCAAAACUGUGCCGACAAGAAACGUGAGCGUUUCUCUGAGUAUAAACAAGUCCUUCAAUCCCAGUCUGACAAACCCUUCCUCUUUCCUCUACCAGCAGUAUGUUCACAUGAUGCAGCCCGAGCUCGAAAGACUGUGCAAGCAGGCAUCUCCGCAAAACUUCCAGCAAGUGAUAAUCACUGGUUUCAGGAAUGGCAGCAUUGUUACAGAGAGUUUAGCGAUAUACAACUACCCCAACCAGGAUAGAGAGAUACAGUUCCUUAACAAUCAAUUAGUGGGCAAGUUAAGUUCGAUUUUAAACGACACUAACAACCUCGAUAACCUGAGUGCUGCUGUUAAUGCAUCAGUAAAGCUGCUGAACACCACCGGAGAACCUCCAGCUAUAACAAACGUCACAGGAUUAAAACCCUUUGUUGAAAAUUGCAGUCUAAAUUAUGACAAUUACACAGUCGAAGUCGUCGAAGGAAGCCUGUUGUGCGUGGGACCCUGCAGAAGACUGCCUGAUUACUGCUCUUUCAAAGGCAGCUGCUACAACCGCCGAGAAGGAGCAGUGUGCAUGUGCUUCGCGUCUGCUUUCCAGCAGUACACCGGGACGCACUGCCAGCUGUAUCAGAGGACGGCUGGGUUUUACGGAGUCCUCUUCGGCGUGCUCGGAGCUGCUCUGCUUCUCCUGAUUGUGCUCAUAGUGGCUGUUAUAAUACUUGUGAGGAAGAGGAAAGGGUCAUGGAAUAGCAACAAGAGUCAUCGAUGGUUUUCGUUGGACGAGGAGUAUUUCAAUUUUUCCCACACAGGUUUGGGUACCAGGGCAUCUGAAGGAGAGUCUGGGAGAUCUGGAAACUAUAACAUGGGUGAUAACCUCAUGUUCUCCAAUGAAUUCACACCAGGUGUUUUCAAACCUAAGUUGGAAAACGUCGACACCUCGCUAAACAUAGGCGACGACAAAAAGGCCGGAGCUGACGCCUUCUAGCGACCAAUAACGAUUACAGAGUUCCUGUUUACCUGCUCUUGAGAACGCUUAUUUAUUUAAAUGAAAAAAGAUUGUCGUUAACGAAAGCAUUUAUUUAUAUGAACCUUGAACACUAAUUCAUUCUGCGCAUCAUGACACUUCAGCCCACCUGCUGAAUGUCCUUCACGGAGGUCUUUCUGAAUAACAGUCAAACAUUUUGGAAAGAUAAAGAAAUAGAUCUCUAAUCAAUACUCAUAAGAAUAAUUCGUCAGCUGUAUAAAACGAUUUAAGCAAUUAUUGAGGAACUAAACUACAAUCAAAAUCACAGGUAUGGGUCUGGAAAGCUAAUUCAGAUCAACACGCUGCUAAUUCUGUUUUCUUCAGGGUGCUGCAUUUGUUUCCAUGUGUGCUUUAGAGAUCAAAGACAAAAGGCGUGGACAGUACAUGACGUCAUUCAGUUUAACAUUCCGAGCAUUAUUAUCGCAAGUGCCAUCGUGAUUUGAAUUGAAUCCUGACAUCAUGUGACCUGUUGAGAGAAUGCGUAUUUAUAUAU
Polyodon spathula (Mississippi paddlefish) is the source of this 1928-nucleotide messenger RNA. Its product is annotated as mucin-3A-like. The coding region runs from base 5 to 1396 and encodes 463 amino acids. The record is from RefSeq and is a predicted model, not a curated record. The transcript has 9 exons. NCBI's taxonomy places the organism in Eukaryota, Metazoa, Chordata, Actinopteri, Acipenseriformes, Polyodontidae.